AUGGUUGAUUGGGAGGGUAAGAUAGCUUUCUACUUUCUGGCUUUGAAUGGGUAUUUACAGUCUGGAACUUGGCCGUUCGAAGAUCUGGUAGAUAGAAAAGAUAUAUAUGAUCGAAACCCUCUUUAUAAUCUACUUCAAGGAAAGACCGAUUAUGUUACUGGCGUCCGUAACUACAUAACAGAGCUGGAGAAAGCAGGCAUUUGUUUUGGCGAUUUGAAAGAUUCCACAGGGCAAACAACUUUGCACGUGGCUACUUUAGACGGCAAAAUACAUCAAGUAAAUGUUCUCCUUUCUAUGUUGCGACAUCCAAAAACAUAUGUGAGGAGAGCUGAUUACCUGGGGCAAACCGCGCUUCACAAAGCUGCAGGACGAGGACACUUGGACACCAUGAAAGUUCUCCUUCACUGGGGAGCCCAGCCGCUUCUUGAACGAGAUAGUGAUGGGAGAACGGCUAUGCAUUACACGGUCCAAGCAAAAUCUGGAAUUUGUAUUGACGAUACUGAUAUGACAAAAGAGCUGCUUGCGAGAGGUGGCCAAAUUACUGACAUCGAAGAUCAAAGAUGGAUAAAAGAGUUAGGACCAGCAGAGGAAGCCAAUGUUCGGAAAGUUUGGGAAGAAAUUCAAACAAUUGCAGAGCAGGGAAAUGAUCAGCCGACAGUAGUAGACAAUCUCGGAAGAGAUGAUUUUGCACGCAGCCUUGCCGCGUUAUUGUUGAACCCUUAUUUAGAACCACCUAUUGCUAUUGGUAUAUCUGAUACCUGGGGCAAGGGAAAAUCUAGUAUGAUGAUACAGAUGGAGAUUAAUUUACUCAAGACAGCGGCUCAAUCAUCGUUAUUGCCAACUUCAAAAUUGCCUCACAGUUCCAGCUUUCUUGGAGCUCAAAUCCUGGAACUAUCAGCAAAUGGCAAAAAGAUAUACAAAGAGGUUGAGAGAUGGGUUGAUUUCAUGAAAAAUGACUCAAAAUUUGAUACAAACUAUUUUUAA
This is a messenger RNA of Cryptomeria japonica (Japanese cedar), 984 nucleotides long. RefSeq lists its product as uncharacterized. Gene Ontology annotation, cellular component: cytoplasm. Lineage: Eukaryota; Viridiplantae; Streptophyta; Pinopsida; Cupressales; Cupressaceae. The transcript has 5 exons. Gene Ontology annotation, molecular function: protein binding. Bases 1 to 984 code for a protein of 327 amino acids. The record is from RefSeq and is a predicted model, not a curated record.